Messenger RNA from Ipomoea nil (Japanese morning glory), 2148 nucleotides. RefSeq lists its product as uncharacterized. The transcript is spliced from 3 exons. The record is from RefSeq and is a predicted model, not a curated record. The coding region runs from base 1 to 2148 and encodes 715 amino acids. Gene Ontology annotation, biological process: DNA integration. Lineage: Eukaryota; Viridiplantae; Streptophyta; Magnoliopsida; Solanales; Convolvulaceae. Gene Ontology annotation, molecular function: RNA-DNA hybrid ribonuclease activity; nucleic acid binding.
AUGCGCACCUACCGGUUGCGUUUAAACCCGGCAAAAUGCACGUUUGCCGUCCAGACCGGGAAGUUUUUGGGAUUCAUGAUGACGAAGAAGGGAAUCGAACCCAACCCGGUUAAGGUAAAAGCUAUAUUGGAUAUGCAACCGCCCACCACAGUCCGGGAAGUCCAGCAACUAACCGGAAGACUGGCCGCUCUCAGUCGAUUCCUAUCCAAGCUAGCGGAAAAGGCUUUACCCUUCUUCAAGACACUAAGAAAGGUCAAUGGAUUUGUGUGGGAUGAGGAGUGCCAGGCGGCAUUCAAGGAAUUGAAGGAAUACUUAAUAUCUCCGAUCGUCCUUUCCAAGCCCGAACCGGGCGAAGACCUUGACCUCUACCUGGCUGCCUCUGACCGAGCUGUGAGCGCUGCGCUAUGCCGCACGGAUUCCGACGGUGUACAACGACCGGUAUAUUAUGUCAACCACGCCCUCCAAGGCCUGGAACUCAGAUACUCCCGCCUCGAAAAGAUGGUACUCGCCCUCUACACGACUGCAAAGAAACUCACCCCCUAUUUUCAGGGCAGAGUCAUCCGAGUGCUAACCGACCAACCGAUCGGAGCCGUCCUUCGCACGGCUUCUUCCUCCGGCCGCCUUGUAAAAUGGGCCAUGAUCCAGGGAAACCCCAACCGCAGACAGCAGGUUCAAGAUGUUUCAUGGUGGGAAGUCGCCACCGACGGAUCAAGCAGUCGGAAAGGCUCCGGAGGAGGUGUUGUCAUCACGAGCCCUGAAGGAUUCAAGGUCUACUACGCUCUGAUCUACCAGUUCUCUCCCACAAACAACGAGGCGGAAUAUGAGGCCUUCGUCGCAGGAUUGCAGUUUGCAAGGGACCUCGGAGCAGAAAGCGUAAGGCCUCGAACAGACUCGUCACUGGUAGUCGGGCAAGUUUUGGGAGACUUUGAAGUCAAUGGCGAACGACUAGGACGCUACCGAGAUCUAGCGAUCGAACGUCUAACCACUUUCAGGACGUAUGCAGUUCAACAUGUUCCCCGGAUGGACAACGCUGACGCUGACAUCCUCUCGAAGUUGAGUGUGGAAGCACCCGAGCAUAUCUCUCGAGUAGCCCGGGUCCUCGUCGUACCGUACCCUUCCAUCGACCACCGACAAGUCUUGCCGAUUCAACCGGUCGAAGAAAAUUGGAUAACCGAUAUAAUGGGAUACUUGGAAGACGGUCGACUCCCGAAUGAUGAGGCGAGAGCCCGAAAAGCCAAGCUCCGAGCAUCAAGGUUCCAGAUACAGGAAGGUCGGCUGUACAGACGGUCGUACGGGGGCCCGCUUAUGAGAUGUCUAUCCGCCUUUGAAGCCAAACUAGUCAUGGACGAGUUGCAUGCAGGAAUAUGCUCAUCACACCAGGGCGGGCGAUCAUUAGCUCGGCGGAUAAUGUUGAUUGGAUACUACUGGCCGUCGAUACAGCUCGACUGUGAGAAGCUCACCAAAGAGUUCGGGGUGCCGGUGCAGAUUGUUACAGAUAAUGGAAGACAGUUCGAGGGCCAACACUUCAAAAACUUCCUACCAACGAUCGGCACAAAAUCCAUCCGGUCGUCCGUAGCAUACCCCCAGGGGAACGGCCAAGUGGAAAAUGCUAAUCGGACGAUCUUAGAGGGUCUAAAGAAAAAACUGCACUCAGCCGGCCGGUCAUGGGCAGAUGAGCUCCCGUUUGUCCUGUGGACAUACCGCACCACCCCGAGAGAGGCGACCGGCGAAACGCCCUUCGCUUUAGUCUAUGGGGCCGAAGCACGCCUACCUGUUGAAGCAUGGAUUGCGAGCCCGAGGGAGAGUGGAUACGUCGAAGGAGAAAACGAUGCAGCCCGAUCCUUAGAUCUAGACUGUAUCGAAGAAAGAAGAGACCUAGCGGCCCAGAGAAUCGCCGACUACCAAAAAAGGAUCAAAGCCACUCGAGACGUCCGGGUACGUCCGCGCUACUUCCAAGUCGGAGACUACGUACUGAGAAGACGCGAAGCCAGCCAACCUCAAGAAGGAGGGAAAUUGGCGCAGAACUGGGAAGGACCGUAUGUGGUGUCAGCAGUAAUACGCCCGGGUACCUACAAGCUCGAAACGACAACCGGUAGACCGGUCGACCGGACGUGGAACUCAGAGAAUUUGGUGAUGUUCCGUCAAUAG